AUGCUUGUACCCACACUCUCGGACGAGGUCUCUGUGCCUGGACGACGGUUCCAGAAGCUCAGCAGCAUAUCAUGCAUGUCUCUCAUCAUCAACAAGAUGGUUGGAACCGGGAUUUUUUCAACUCCUGCUAUUAUUUUCAAGUAUCUUGAAGGCAAUGUGAAGCUAUAUUUAUUCUUGUGGCUCGUAGGAGGGAUUGUUAUUUUCAGUGGAUUUGCUAUUUUUCUCGAGUUUGCCUUGAAUCUUCCUUUUCGAAACGGUGGCGAAAAAAACUACCUCAUUAGAGGGUUUCCUCGUGCUCCUAAAGGACUACUUGGUUGCAUUUAUUCGUUUCUGAUUGUGUUAUUAGGGUUCAGUUCCGGCAAUUCCUAUGCUUUUGGAAAGUAUGUGGUGUACGCUGCCACGGGAAGAGACGACGGUGGCCACGAGGGCUUGGUGAAGGCAAUUGGUGUGGCAUGUAUCACUGGCUGUGCUCUUCUUCAUGUCAAUUUUUCCAACCAUGGAACAGCCCUUUUCAAUAUUCUUGGAGUGUUCAAGAUUCUUGUUCUUUUCCUAAUUAUUGGCAGUGGUUUCCUCGUGUGGACGGGACUUGUCAGUCCUUUGCACCAGACAGAAGCAGCUACAAAUUUUGGAGCAUCUGGCUCUCCCAGCUCCUAUGCCAUUGCCGCAGCACUUUUGGAGAUAAUUUAUUCGUUUAAAGGGUGGGAAAAUGCCAAUUACGUGCUAAACGAAAUGGAGAAUCCUUACAAAGUACUAGUUUUUGCAGCUCCAGCCGCAGUAUCGCUUGUCACUUUACUUUACUUUCUCGUCAUUCUUUCCUAUCUCGUGGUCAUUCCAAAGCUGGAGCUUUUGGACAGCGGCGUUCUCGUUGCAGGAAUCUUCUUCACAAAAAUUUUCGGCGAAAGCAUCACUUCGAGAAUUCUUCCAUUGGUGAUUUCUCUCUCAAAUCUUGGAAAUGUUUUGGUGGUUUGCUUUGCCCACGCCCAUGUCAAUCAGGAAUUGGCCAUGAACAACUACUUGCCCUUCUCCAGCUAUUUCCAGAACAUCAACCACGCCAUAUGGUUGCACUGGUUUGUGACCGUGUUGGUGUUGGUGGUUCCUCCAUCGCAAGACAUCUACGAAUUUGUCGUCAAUCUUUACAUCUAUCCAGGAACCUGGAUCAACGUUCUUCUCACAGUGGGCCUCAUAUACCUCAAACUCAACUCUUCAGAACAGUGGGGCACCGAUUAUUCCAAUGCUUCUCCCACCGAGGAUUCAGAUUCUUCGUUCACCGAAUUAGACCACUUGAUUAACGCUCAGCACAAAUGUCCCAAGAUGAGCGCACCCACAAUCUGCGUGGUAAUCUUUCUACUUGCAAACCUCUUCUUGGCGAUUUUUCCUUUCGUUCCUCCACCCUCAUCGUCGCUGGCUGCAAAUUCGCUGGUUCCAUAUUGGUGCUUUCCGGUAGUCGGAACUUCUGUAUUGCUCAUGGGUGGAGCAUGGUUUUUCUUACGAGAGUACAGAAAGAGCACCAGUACGCUCUAUGAAACACGAUUACAACACUUUAUAGACAUACAUGCUAUUUUACAUCUCUAUCUUGUGGGCCUCGGCUUCCUCCAAGCCAUCCAUUGCACCCGCACUGGUUCUCCACAAUUCUCCACAAUUCUCAAAUCUAGUGAUACUAACCAUGGACUUAUCAUUGAGUGGUUCCGGCUUCGGCAUGCCCAGGAAAUGGGUUGA
Molecule: messenger RNA, 1716 nt
Organism: Meyerozyma guilliermondii ATCC 6260
Lineage: Eukaryota; Fungi; Ascomycota; Pichiomycetes; Serinales; Debaryomycetaceae
Exons: 1
Coding region: 1-1716 (571 amino acids)
Biological process (GO): amino acid transmembrane transport
Cellular component (GO): membrane
Molecular function (GO): L-amino acid transmembrane transporter activity
Source: RefSeq, a predicted model, not a curated record